Astyanax mexicanus (Mexican tetra) is the source of this 672-nucleotide messenger RNA. RefSeq names its product hepatic lectin-like. Lineage: Eukaryota; Metazoa; Chordata; Actinopteri; Characiformes; Acestrorhamphidae. The transcript has a single exon. The record is from RefSeq and is a predicted model, not a curated record. The coding region runs from base 1 to 585 and encodes 194 amino acids.
AUGACGGCCGGCCGAUCUUCCCAGUUCAGGAAUUUCGGAGGAAUCAUCCAGACCAAUAGGUCCACUCCAGCAAAUCCAAAAAAUCCUAAAAAACGCAGCAGAACUCAACGGACAUGGAUCUACAGGGCAGCAGUGGGGGGUUUGGUGCUGCUUUGUCUUCUCCAGCUGAUCCUCAUCAUCACCUUACGCUCAGCUUCUUCCACCAGGCCUACAAACACCCUUUCCAACCUGGAGCAGGUUCUGGAGCACGGCUGGUCCUACUUCAACUACAGCCUUUACCAGCUGUCCAACAAGACGCUACCCUGGAGUGAGGCCAGAGAGCAGUGCAGGAGCAAGCGAGCUGAGCUGGUGAUCAUCAACACCAAAGAAGAGCAGGACUUCAUCCAGAGCAUCACGCGUAACCAGUACAUCUGGGUGGGUUUGACCAGUGACUGGAAAUGGGUGGAUGGAACUCCUGAGACUGGAACCAUUUGGGAUGGAAGAUCACUAAAAAGUGAGUGUGUGUUGUUUGGUAAAAGCCUGUAUAACACACUCUGCAGUGAUAAACGUUCUUGGAUUUGUGAGAAACUAGUUUAUCGUCGAUAAACUCUGAGAUUAGUUUGGAUCGGAAAAAACGCCACAGAGUUAAACAAGAAUUACACAAUGCGAUGUUUAUGUUUAUGCCAUGCAUUU